Molecule: messenger RNA, 2943 nt
Organism: Striga hermonthica
Lineage: Eukaryota; Viridiplantae; Streptophyta; Magnoliopsida; Lamiales; Orobanchaceae
Source: the annotation of a GenBank genome assembly
AUGGCGGUUUCAGAGGAUGCCUUAAUCGCCACUCUCUGCAACUCCGUCCAAGCCCUGGGCCGCGGCUUUGACGUCACCUCUGACAUCAGGCUGCUGUACUGUAAGGGCGCCCCAGGGUUCCGUUUGGUGCGUGUCGACGAAGAGCGGACGAGGAAUCUUGAAAUUGCCGAAUCUUGUUCGAUCCCAAAUGUGCCCGUUGACAUUGGGUGCUCUAAGGGGCAGAGUUUUAGUGAGACGACCCCUGUUUGGAGUUUUCAUGAGAUGGCAAAAUACUUCAACGAGAAGUCGAAUUUACCUGGCCAAAUACCACUCGGGAGCUUUAAUGCUAUGUUUAAUUUCAGUGGCUGUUGGCAAAUCGAUGCCGCCUCUACAAAAUCACUUGCGAUGGUGGGAUAUGUAAUCCCAUUGUUUACCGUUAAGCUUCUUAAUUCAAAUUUAAUCUUGCGUGAUGAAAUCAAACGUGCAGUUCCUUACUCUUGGGAUCCUUCAUCUCUAGCAAGCUUUAUCGAAAACUAUGGGACCCACAUUGUUACCUCGGCAACUAUAGGUGGUAGGGACGUUGUCUAUGUUAGACAGCACCAAUCUUCGCCUUUAUCAGCUUCAGAUAUCGAAAACUAUGUAAAAGACAUUGGAGAUCAGAGGUUUUCCGAAUCUAAGGUCAACACAAGUGCAGGCGCUUUAAAGUAUAAGGAUAAGGAUGUUACUGUGAUUUUCAGAAGGAGAGGAGGAGAUGAUCUCGAGCAGAGCUAUGUAAAGUGGGCCCCGAGUGUAGAAAAAGCACCCGAUUUGAUCGACAUGACGUUUACGCCUAUUGUAUCUUUGCUUGAAGGAGUGGCCGGAAUAAAGCAUUUGGCCCGUGCUAUUGACUUAUAUUUGGAGUACAAGCCUCCUAUCGAGGAUCUGCAGUACUUUUUGGAUUUCCAAAUUUCUCGCGUUUGGGCCCCGGAACACAACUUGCAAAGGAAAGAGCCUGUUUGCCAGUCUCUUCAGUUCAGCUUAAUGGGCCCUAAGCUUUAUAUAAGCCCAGAUCAGGUGACAGUCGGGCGUAAGCCAGUGACUGGACUCAAGCUCAGCCUAGAAGGCCCGAAACAGAAUCGACUGGCCAUCAACCUGCAGCACCUGAUCUCUCUCCCCAAGAACCUCGGGCCCCACUGGGAGGCCCACGUGGCGAUAGGCCCCCCAAGGUGGCAAGGGCCUGAAGAGCAAGACAGUCGUUGGUUCGAGCCCAUAAAGUGGAAGAACUUCUCCCAUGUGAGCACGGCCCCGAUCGAGUUCACCGAAACCCACAUUGGCGACCUGUCGGGGGCCCACAUUGUCACGGGGGCCCAACUCGGGGUAUGGGACUUUGGGGCCCGAAGUGUUUUGCACCUCAAGCUUUUAUUCUCUAAGGUGCCCGGGUGCACCAUAAGGCGGUCUGUAUGGGAUCACAGCCCGUCAGCGUCAGCCGGGGCCUCGUCGUCAGGCGAGGGGUCGGGGGGGCAGAUUGGGAAAUUGGCGAAAAUUGUGGACGUGUCGGAAAUCAAGCAAAAGGGUUCCUUGGAUAGUUUUCACCGGCCCCAAAUGGAAGGCGUGGCGGCCGCGAAGCCCACUUUGUGGCGGCAGUCUUCGAAGGCGCCGGAGAGGGACCUUCAUAAGGUCAUCGACGACUUUGACAGAGAUAACGAGGAUAACGAUGCAAACGACAUGGACCCAGGGUUUAAGCUGAUGUGUAUGGCUAAUGAGGGUGAUGUAGAAGGUAUCCAGGAGCUUCUAGAAUCGGGUGCCGAUGUUAAUUCCCGGGACGUGGAUUUCCGGACGGCACUUCAUGUUGCCGCUUGUCAGGGGCACGGUGGUGUGGCCGAGCUUUUGCUUGUGAACGGAGCUGACGUCGACCCCAAGGAUCGGUGGGGGAGCACGCCUCUUGCAGAUGCCAUACAUUACAAAAAUCAUGCCGUGAUUAAGCUAUUGGAGAAUCAUGGUGCAAAACGACUAAUUGCUCCCAUGCGUGUACAAAAUGCCCGUGAGGUGCCGGAAUAUGAGAUUGAUCCGAAAGAGCUUGAUUUCACUAACAGCAUUUCAAUAACAAAGGGAACCUACAGAAUAGCUUCUUGGGGUGGGACCCAAGUUGCUGUAAAAAUAUUUUGGGAGGGGACUGCCGAUGAGUGUAAAGUGAGGGCAUUUAGAGAUGAGCUUUCGUUGCUUCAAAAAAUAAGACAUCCAAACGUCGUUCAGUUUCUUGGUGCCGUAACACAGAGUAGUCCUAUGAUGAUUGUAACAGAAUAUUUACCAAAGGGUGACCUUCACGAAUAUUUGAAAAGAAAAGGAGCUCUUAAGCCUGCAAAAGCCCUCAGUUUUGCUAUGGAUAUUGCAAGGGGAAUGAAUUAUCUACAUGAACACAAACCAGAAGCUAUCAUUCACCGUGAUCUUGAACCUUCAAAUAUCUUGCGGGAUGUUUCGGGACACUUGAAAGUUGCAGAUUUUGGAGUUAGCAAGCUGCUCGAAGUUGCUAACAGAAUCAAAGAAGACAGGCCUUUAACUAGUCAAGAUACUGCUUGUCGUUAUGUAGCCCCAGAAGUCUUCAGAAAUGAAGAGUACGAUACGAAAGUGGAUGUUUUCUCAUUUGCAUUAAUUCUGCAGGAGUUUAUUGAAGGGUGCCCUCCUUUUUGUUCGAAGCUCGACUCUGAAGUCCCCAAAUCGUAUAUUGCUAAACAGCGCCCCCCUUUUAGGGCCCCGGCUAAGUUUUAUGCCCACGGACUAAAAGAGUUGAUCGAAGGUUGUUGGAGUUCGAAUCCAUCUGAUAGACCGACAUUUAAACAAAUUAUUCCUCAGCUAGAGGCCAUUUACAAUCGUGUUGCCCGUAAAAAUAGUUGGAAGAUUUUACGAUUGAGAUGCUUUCAGAGUACGGAUCGGAGGAAAGACGGCUCCACGGUUGAUAGUUCAUCGAGAACAGCUGGAAGCAUGUAG